Messenger RNA from Prunus armeniaca (apricot), 378 nucleotides. The record is from the annotation of a GenBank genome assembly. NCBI's taxonomy places the organism in Eukaryota, Viridiplantae, Streptophyta, Magnoliopsida, Rosales, Rosaceae.
AUGGAGAGAGCAAGAUCAUUUCUUCAGUCUCCCACUUACGGGAACAUCGUCACCGUUCUGAGCAUUGAUGGAGGUGGAAUUAGAGGGAUUAUUCCCGGAACUAUACUCAAAUUCCUAGAAUCCGAGCUUCAGAAGCUGGAUGGUGAAGAAGCAAGGCUUGCAGAUUACUUUGAUGUGAUUGCAGGGACUAGCACUGGUGGGCUUGUGACUGCCAUGCUUACUACCCAGAUGAAAAUAAUCGACCCUUAUUUGCUGCUAAAGACAUUAACGAUUUUUAUCUCGAACAUUGUCCUAAAAUCUUCCCCCAAGACAGCUUGCAAGCUAGUGCCAUGGGAUGAACGAGCUGGAGAAGGAGCUGCCAUUGCCAUGAAGAACUGA